This is a messenger RNA of Varanus komodoensis (Komodo dragon), 4271 nucleotides long. RefSeq names its product proline and serine rich 2 (gene PROSER2). The record is from RefSeq and is a predicted model, not a curated record. Lineage: Eukaryota; Metazoa; Chordata; Lepidosauria; Squamata; Varanidae. The transcript has 4 exons. Bases 197 to 1594 code for a protein of 465 amino acids.
GCCCCGGAUCGCUCGCUGGCUGGCGGCCGCCGCUGCGCCGAAGUUCCCGAAGUUGGAGCCUGCGGUUCCUCGCGAGUCAGCCGCCCCGCCGAGAAAUGCUCAAGAAAUUUUCCAUGUAAGCAGUCCAAAGUGCUCCAUAUCCUGUGACAAAAGGACUCUCUUUUGGAAGACGUGCAUUCCUCGUUCGGGUAGUGGGAUGCCGAGGAACAUGAUGUCCGACUUCGCAGGAAUGGUGUGUGAAAUUCCUCCGGAAGUUAAAUUUGCUAGCUUCGAAAAAGCUCAUUGCCUGGAGAGUGGAAAGAGUCACCCAAGGAGGAGAAGUUCAACCUUGGAGGAGGACGAUGCCUUGAAGUAUCUAACCCAUGAGGAGAAAGAUGUCCUCCUCUUCUUUGAAGAAACCAUUGAUUCCUUGGAGGCUGACUUGGAAGAGCAAGCGCUCCAUGAUAGCGGAAUCCACUGCCAUUCCCCGAGGUCAGUGGAUGAGACCCUGUCAAGCCAUUCGGACUCGGAAGAGAUCAUAGACCUGGUGCAGUCGGCUGAAGAUCGCUGUCCCAGGAGAGAUGCAGAACCAGUGGAGGAGAUUUGGCAGCUGGGGAAAGCAACGCCGGAAUACGUUGAGCCGCUGGAAGAUGACUCUGUUGAUCGUCUUGAAGCUUCUCCCGUGCUGCCGUCCGCACCUCCACUGCCCAUCUACGAGCUGUUUCCUGCCCCACCCCCGGUGCAGCACCCAAAACUCCUUCGCUCAAUCCCCACUCCUCUUGUAAUCGCUCAGAAGAUAUCAGAGAAGCAGGUGGAAAGUAGCUCUUCUCUACCCAUUUCUCCAAAGGAUGGGGGCUCCUCAGAGAGGAGGAGCGUGCCGGCUUCUCCUCCCUUGCACAACGGGGAGCGUUGCACAGCUUCGAAGCAGCUGGCAGCACCCUCCACAGCACCCAGGCCCCUAAAGUUUCCAAGCAACAUCAGCAUCACUAACGCCAGCGAAAGGGAGUUCAGCAAAACGAUCUCGAAGGCAGCGGUCAACGUGCAAGAGCGCAAAGCGCAGGUGUUGGCCAACGUGAACGGUUCGGCCUUCCUCAUAAAUGAGCUCGAAGAACGGCUCCCGAAGAGGGAACUCUUGGGUCACAGCAGGAGCUCAUCGUUACGAGAUUUGCCCUCGGAACAAGCAAGGCCCGAGGCCUUGAGCAGACUUGCUGUGGUGGAAGGGAACCUGUGCCGAACGCAACUGGACUCUGCUCUCGGCAGCCCUGCAUCGAACGAUGAAAAACCAGAACAAGCGCAGCCUGUAGCCAAUGGCUAUCAAAACAUCCACGAGAUCCUAAAAAGAGAAUCCACUCUCUUCCCGAGUGUGAGUAAAACAGUGACAUUCAAACCAGACGCUGAUCUGGUGGACGGUAAGCCUGCCCAGCAGAAGGCGACCAAGAGCUUUCACGACCACCGGCAGCCGGACUUCAGCCUGGAUCUGAGGAGGAGGUCUGGCUCGCUGCCCAGGCCCUCGGGACUGAGACCCCAGGGCAUCACAGUACAGUUCUCUGGCCGUGGGUCGUCGGAAGAAGCCAGGAGGGAGGCACUGCGCAAGCUUGGACUGCUCAAAGAGUGAUCGGAAGGACGGACGGAAACAGGAUGGGUGGCGCGCACGCCCCAGCCCACUCGUUCCGAGGAGAUCUGAUGACAGCCACCUUUCUCCUACAGGCCAAGGAGACAGUUGCUUGUCAGAAUGCACUUGUGUUUUUAUGGUGGAUUUCCUUGAUGUUCAAUCAUCCCAUGCAUGGAAGCUGCCUGUAGGAUUUAGAAAAGACCGUCGCUGAGCAAGCCUGCUGCCGUGGGAGGCACCCUGCUAAAUGAAGUUUGAUUAUGCAGUAUUUGUGUGCAUGUAUCUGUGUAGCUGUCCUGAGUGCGUUGGGUUUUCCUUGGACUCCGGCAAUCAUGAAGCCAAAAGCAGAAGAAAUGAUCCUAUUGAAUUCCAUAGGCAGAAAUAGAAAUAUGUAGUAUCUUGGCUCAUAUCGGGGUGGGGGUCAAUUGUACAAUAAAGCUGCUAUCUCUGGUUGUUACAAACAUUUAACCACACACACACACACACACUCUUCUUCUGUAGUCUAAUUAGUGGCAGUGUGGUAAUUGGUUCCAUCCUACUGAAUGUGCUCAAGUAUUGGAGGUAAAUUGCAGCUGCUCUGGUUGUGUCGGACGCAACUCUCCGCAUUCUUGGUCACCGGCCACGCAGACUGGGCCUGACAGGAGCUGAAGUCCAAAUGGCUGGGCAGCGCCAAGUGGGAGAGAGCCAGUGCUGGGAACCUGCUUCCGUGUGAACCUGGAGGUGGUGGGCGGGAGCUUUCUCAAACAGUGCGAACAUCAAAAGAGCAGUGCUGGGUCGGGCCAAGUGCCUAGAUGGUCUGGGACAGGGGUCCUCAAACUUUUUCGAUGGGGGCCAGCUGAAAGGCGGCAGCUACACGCGUGGGCUGGCGAGGUGGGGGUGCCGGGGGGCGCGGGCCGGUGAGGUGCCGUCGGGCGCGCGCAAGCCAGCAUCGGGCACGCGCAGUGGUGGCUUGCUCGCUCGGAGACCGCCUCUGAUCAAGCGAGCCACCACCUUCCCCCCCUCGCUGCCCUGCGAGGCAGCAGUGAGCGCGCAUGUACGGGAGGCAGACGGCGGCUUGCUCGCUCGGAGACCAUCUCGAGCGAGUCAGCCACCACCUCCCUGCAAGGGUGCGAACGGCAGCCCAGGACGGACGGAUGGCCAUGCGGGCUGGAUCUGUCCUGCGGGCCAUGGUUCGAGGACCCAAGGUCCGGUACCAUCUCCCCAUGUGGCCGCCCAGAGCCCAUGUGCCACAAAGUGUAUUUUGUCAAAAGGCGGGAAAGCAGAGUGCAUCCUGCUAGCCAAGGACGGUGCAGGUGCAGGGUUUGUACCCAAGCACCCGUAGUAGCUCAUGCCGCUCUUUUAAAAAGCCCCCUUAGACUGCACGGCACGUGGCACAUGGCUUCGUUGUUAGGACCGUCCCGCGAAUUUCCCCCUGAAAACUGAUUUUGUGACCGGCUCUAGCGUGCUCCUUGGAAACCAGGCCUGCACGUCAAAUGGCUUGAUUAAAUUUGUCUUGCUCAGAAAAAAAGCACAGGAAUCUUGUUACAAUUGAACGGCUGGAAAGCUGCUGUUUUGUCAUUGGUGCUUUUUUUUUUUUAAAGCAUUAUAUUGGGAAUGUUCUUGGUUAAAAGUAGCCUUAUGUGACGGAACAUCUAGGCCACGGACCAUGCAGGGAACUUGUGCAGGACUGAAUACGUGGAACUGCCAGCCCGAUGCAUCCUGAUCCAGUGCUGACGGGACUCCAAAGCCAUGGCAAAGGCCUUUAAGACGACAAGGGCAAGAGCUGUGCCAGGUUGGUUAAAGGCACCUCUCCUCCAGCUUUUGCUCCCCCAGGACUAACCAGAUGCCUGUGGGAAGCGCACCGGCAAGGCGCAGUAUCUCUGCUAUUGGCAGACCCCUUCCUGCUGACUUUGCCAGCCUGAGACCCCCUGAAAUGGGGAUUGUAGGAAAGGAGUCCAGUCUUCCACCUUCCCACCGUGCAAAGCAUGUUUCCUCUCACUGGAACUACACCCCUCCCUGGGACGUUGACCACGAAUGCAAACAUGGCGUGCAACCCCUGGCAUGUGGGGUAAAUGAGCCCCCGGCACAUGGAGCCCAGCAUGGGUAAGUUGGCCCAUCCUCGUUCCAUAUAAAUCCAGUGUGUUAUUAGCCUAUCACUGCAUUUUCCGUAUGUCCCUGAGGUGGCUUUUUUCCUUGCUCAGCUCAAAUUUUGCUUAGAUUGUCGCUGCGAUCAAAGGUGACUUCUUCCUCUCUUGAACAAGUGUGUGUGUACAUUUGUGCAGGCGUGUUUCUAGCAAAACACUUGCAGCUGGUGUGUCGUUUUCUGAGCACUUCAUCUUGCGAAGCUCGAUUCAAAGACAUGAAUAACAAAAACUACCUUUUCCCUAAACAUAAUGUCCCCCUCCCGUCCUUUAAAUGACGCCACUGCUAAUCCCCUAGAUUUCCUGUUAGAUGAAUUCUUUAGAUCUUACCAAUGAAAGUCGUGAAGAAAUUAUCUCACGGUUGUUAAAUUUGCCUCAUAAGUUAUUGUUUUAAAGAACUAGUAUUCUGCUUUUAUCUCUAAAUUGGAGUACACUUUGUUUAUUUACAUGAAGGCAUUCUUUCUAAGUGUUAAAAUUAUUAUCUGUUUAUCAUUGCACUUCACCAUGGAUGACCCGGGAUGCUGUUACAUCCACCCGUUGAAAUAAACUUGUCCUCUGUCUUC